This is a messenger RNA of Saccoglossus kowalevskii, 7722 nucleotides long. RefSeq lists its product as uncharacterized. Lineage: Eukaryota; Metazoa; Hemichordata; Enteropneusta; Harrimaniidae. The record is from RefSeq and is a predicted model, not a curated record.
AUGGCACGACGUGGAUGGUUAAUGAUCAUGGAUACAGAUACAGAAUUAAUGACUCAGCCGUUGAGUGUCGGUAUACAAGCCCGUCUAAUAGACAAUGCUAGUUUAUGGCCAUUGGGUGAAGGCGAUAUACCUCAUAUAGGGUGCAACGCCAGCAGACCACUGUCUGAUAAUGCUUUUCUCAUUAAUGAGCAUAAGGUUUCCGUUUCGUGGCAAGGUGGAGAUCCAGAAAGUGGUAUAUACGAUUAUCUGAUUGGUCUUAGUAGCACGGGAGACGAACUAGCUUCUGAUAUACUUUCAUAUACUGCCACACAUUCUCACGCAAAAUUCUCUGCUUUCCAUCUACAAUUACAACAAGGAACAGAAUUCUAUGUACUUAUUCGGGCAAUCAACGGAGCUAUGAUGACAACAACAGAGAAAGUUGGACCCAUUAUUGUUGACGUUACACCUCCCGUUUUCACGGGUACAAUAUAUGUUGAAUAUGACGCGACUAAUUCAGGUUACCUGAUAGCAAGAUGGAAUGAGAAUGAUUUUGUUGAGACGGAGGAUGAAGAACCAUUAUCAGAUUACAGUGUCGCUGUUGGUGAUACACCAUAUGGAACACAGUUAUUAGAUUUUACAUCAAUAGAAACAUUUGACAGUCCUAUAUGCGAUAACACCAUACAACCAUCCUGUGUGGCUAUUCCAGUGGAUUCACUAGAUUGGGAUCUCCAUGGUGAUCACAUAUACUACAUAUCUAUCAAAGUAAAAAACAUUGGUGGUCUAAGUGUAACUGGAGUUUCUAGUCCAUAUAAACAUGUAGUUGGACUGCCAAUUGUUGGUGUAGUAUGGGACACAGUAGAUCCAAAUACAUCAGUGUUUCUACAUGAUGUAGACUACCAGUCAACGGCAAACGAGAUACACUCUAAGUGGUAUGGAUUCGCCCGUCCAAAUCAGAUUGUAACGUAUGAGCUAGCAAUCGGGACUUCCCCGGGAGAUACUGAUAUAUCUGACUUCAUUUAUCUUGGUACACAAACAGAACACUCGACCUUUAACCUGGAGCUGAUGUUGAAUCAGAUAUACUUUGUGACAAUCCGAGCAUCCAGUGAAUCUGGUUUUGUAGAUGUCAGCUCUGAUGGAAUAUUAAUCAUUCAAGAUGGUGAUUACAUAGAGGGCGUUCAGGUAUUUGAUGGAGUUGAUUGCACUACAGAAGACAUAAAACAAUUACCAAAAGAUGAACAUCAUGAUUAUUAUGGAAGAUUCCGAUGUGAAGAGGAUAUUGAUUACCAGUCGUCCACAACUAUCAUCAACGCACAUUGGGAUCUGCCAAAUGAAUCAUUCCCUUACAUCACUCAUUUCGAGGUUAUGGUACAGAGAGAAAACACAUACAAGACAUUUUCAACAUGGAAUUCCAAGCAUGUAUAUGAUAGGUUGCCUCAAAAUAACCACGUCCAGAUAACUAAUUUGGACUUGAGUCCAGGUGCUCAUUAUAGGACAGCCAUAGCUUUCUGCCACCCAGAAGGAUGUUUUCAAUUGACUGUUAGUAAUGGAUUUUGGGUCAUUUCAUAUCCACCAAUUUCAGAAGGAAUUGAUUCUAUUGAAUAUAACCAGAAUACAGCAGAACUAAGAUUCAGCUGGAUGGAGUUCAUCAAUAUCGAAGUUGAGAAUAAUCUUGACAGCAGUGAAUACAUGGCAUAUUAUGAAUGGACGUUGUCUGUUGAUACUGGAACAUCAAACCACGGGGAUUUAUUGUAUCCAUGGGAAAGAAUUAUCGAUCCAGUAAAUGUAGAUGGGAAGUUAUCACACCAAGUCUUUCUGCCAAGUAAACUAGUCUUCUCGGAGUGUAUACAGUUGGCUAUACGUGGAAACAACAAAGCUGGUUUAUACUCUACAGUGUACAAGGAAAUAUACGAUUGUGAAUCGAUUUAUCCACAGUACAUUACUCCAAAUACAGUCAUUGAUGCCGUUGGUGACAGGGAUGAUGAAGGCGAUGUGGAUGAUAUUUACCUUGCUGUCAAUGAUGAAUGGGUUGAAAUUGACGCUGAAUACACGCCAUCGAAACAUAAAUUGUCAGCCGUUUGGCCAACUCUAACACAUUACAAAUACCUAUGGAAAGUUAUUGCGGACGAGUCUAUUGAGAAGUGGGGAUAUGUUAGACACAGCACGGAAUUGAACUAUGAUACAUAUCUCUGUGACUCAUUAGAAGUUCUGACCUGUGGUUCCACAAAAGAAAACUACGUCAACAUCGACAAUCUCGAUCUUGAGUAUGGUAGAAGAUAUUACAUAUGUAUGUAUGCAAAUGAGACCCACAGAGAGAAAGAAGACACGGUAGAGAUACUGCCCAUGGUAUCUGAAUGUUCCAAUGGUGUAACCGUUGACUGGAUACCACCCGAGGCUGGUACUGUUUGGAUUGGCAGAGUGGGGCAACAAUAUCAGACUUCCACUUCACACAUGUAUAUAAAUUGGAUGGGGUUUACUGAUAUUGAAGAGUCGGGUGCUCAGAUGUCUCACGACUCGGGAAUUCAAAGAUACGAAUACGCACUAGGAUCGUUCCUCGGGGGCGUGGACGUUCAAGACUUUGUCGACGUUGGAGUCACAAACUGGGCUGUUGCUCAUACUUUACAUUUACUACAAGGACAGUCUUACUAUGCCACACUAAAAGCGAUAGAUUUUGUUGGAUUAUCUGUCAAAUCAAUUUCAUCAGCAGUCAUAAUUGACACUUCGAUUCCAAUAAAAACCAAUGUAACUAUUGACGUUGGCGGCACAUAUCACCAUUCCACAACAAGUAUCAGUGCUGCUUGGAAUAUGUUGUUUUAUGACAAAGAAAGUGGUGUUUCCUAUUAUGAAUGGGCCAUCGGAUCUACGCCCGCUAUUGAUGACAUAUUUCCGUUUACACCAAGUAACUAUGCAUAUGGGACAGCAGAGGAUUUGACUUUACGCGAAGGUCAUUCUUAUUUCAUAUCUGUCAGAGCUUAUAAUGGUGCUGGUAUGUCAGCAAUGGCUAUUUCGUGGGCAGUAACAAUUGAUACAAGUCCACCAGAACCAGGCAUUGUAUAUGAUGGUGAGAGAAACAGCACGUUCAAGGAUUUCGAUUACCAGUUUGAUACAUCAAAAAUAAAUGCCUACUGGGAAGGAUUCAUCGAUCCUCAUUCGGGAAUUGUUGAUUAUAUUUGGAAGAUAGGUACGUGUCGUGGAUGUGAUGAUGUGAUGCAAGAACAACACGUUGGACUGGUUACAGAAAUGGAAGCUGAUCAUCUCAAUUUAAAACCUGGAUUCACGUACUACACCACGGUAACAGCAUGCAAUUCGGCUGGCAUGUGUACUAGUGCAUCCUCUGAUGGUGUCACUUCGGACAUUUCACCACCCAUAGCUGGUAUGGUAUUUGAUGGUCCAAGUGGUAAAGAUUGGCAAUACCAGGCAUCAAGAAAACGACUAGCAGCUCAUUGGUACAACUUUCAUGAUUAUCACUCUAAGUUAUCUCACUAUGAAUGGAGAGCAGGUGUAACACGUGGUGGAGAUGACAUUGUUAGUUCCACGCCUCUGCAUAUAACUGAAAGCCUCUAUGUUCCGCUGUUAGAGUCACUCUUGCCACAAAAUGCAACAAUAUAUACUACCAUUAAAGCAUACGAUAACAUUGGUUUGGCAGUGGAAGCUACUUCAAAUGGUAUAAAAGUUGACGUGACUCCUCCACAUGUUAUAAGAAAUAUAACUGUAAACCAGAUUGUGGGGUCCAUCAUUCCCGACACACAGGUUUGGAGAAGCUUCCUCCGUGUCACCUGGCAGUUUGACGAUACUGAAAGCCCAAUAGAGCGGCAGAUACUGUCAGUUUUCACUGGUCACCAAUCAGAAGUAGACGUACCAUCAACACAGGUCUCUGGUAUUGUUACGGAUUAUAUAUUUACCGACCUCUCAUUGAACGAUGGUGAUACAUAUUAUGUGAAGGUUGUAGCAUGUAAUGCAGCAAAACUCUGCAGUUCUAGUGGAACUCGAGGUAUCCUUGUAGAUUCCUCUCAGCCGACUGUUGGUACAUUUGCUGCGGCAUCUAAUCAUUCUGCUGAUCUUUCAAGACACCAAGAAGGAUACAUGACGUAUGUACAAGAGACUGAAAACUAUCCUGCAAUUAUCAAACUAGCGUGGCUUGGUUUCUCUGAUAUUCACUCAGGAAUUACACACUAUUAUGUGACAGUUGGAAGUCAAUAUAGUGGUCGAGACCUAACACCGGAUGGGCCGGUAGCAUUGGCACAUGAGAACGGUGAGCUUUAUCAUGACGAAGGUGCGGUGCAGACUGGAAUAGUUGAAAUCAACAGAAAUCUUGUACCAGGAGAAUAUAUAUACAUAACUUUGUGGGCAGUAAAUGGUGUCGGAAUGCGAAGUAUGGAAGCCCAUGACACAUUCGAAGUAGUACAAUCUAAUGAUUUUGAAGGAAUUCUUGUGUUGCUAAGGCGAUGUUCUUUGCAGACUUGUCAAGGAGACUGCACAUGUGCACCGGAAUAUGAAGUGUGUCAUGGGGCAGAAAGUGAAUGUUCUGAUGUAACAGGAAACACAGAUUAUGAUCACGUUGACGUAUACGACAUUAUAAAUUACCGGAUAGACGACACAGAUCUCAGUGACGUCAUUUAUUCUCCAUCAAGAUGUGCGUUAGCAGCUGUGUGGAAAGCCAGGAAUGAAGGCAUAGCUAUUGAGCGUUACGAAUGGAGUGCUGGAACGAAAGGUGAUGAACCUGGAACCGGUAUAUUCAACCCUGCACAUGAUCGUAUUUGGUACGAUGUUGGCUUAGAGACAUACGCAAUACUUCUACAAGAAACCUCACUGCUUGAAGAUACACAGUAUGUUUUCUAUGUGAAGGCAUGGUAUGAUGAGAAUACGUACGCCAUAUUUCAGACAAAUGGAGUCACAGUACAGUAUACACCACCAUAUAUUUCAGAUUCAAGAAAGGUCAAAGAUUUACAUAGUCCUAAUAACACAAGAGAUAAGGAUUACACUACGUCUACGAAUACACUGACAGUUCAUUGGAAAGACGUAUUUAUCGAUGAUAUAGAUAAACUUGCAUUUUUCGAAGUUUCUGUUAGUACGUGUAAAGGAGGAGAAGAUGUACGGCCAUUCAAUGCUUCUCGACAUUCUCCAGACAUAGACACUGUAGUAUUUACUGAUCUCAAUCUACAACCAGGAGUUAUCUACUAUUCUAACGUCAUCGCAUCUAACCACGUGAAUUUGAGAUCAAUCGCCAGUUCCGAUGGUAUUAAGGUUGACUACAGUCCGCCAACUAAAGGCAUUGUUUAUGAUGGACUUGGACUAUACGAUGCAGAUUAUCAGAAUUCUACCACUACUGUAUCAGCAAACUGGCAUGGAUUUUCUGAUCUACAAUCUUAUGUUGACUAUUAUCUCUGGUGUGUAGGAAGCUCACCAGGCUUGGAAGAUAUUCUUUCAUGCCAAUCCGUUGGCUUGAAGACGUCGUUUUCGAGAACUGUGGCAACGGCAAUAUCAACGGGCACAAAAGUAUAUUCCAAAGUCAUGGCGGUUAAUGCUGCUGGUUUGAUAUCAGAACCCGCCAUAUCUGACGGUGUGAUCAUAGAUGCAACACCACCAGAAGUUUUAGAGAAGUUUAACUUCAGUGACAAUCUCUUGAACAACCCAUCAUUCGAGUACCUCCUACGAAAUGAGAAUGACAGCAUUGAAGUGUUGGGAGAUUGUGUUUCAUCGGGCGUACCAGCAUACUGGGUACUCACUGGAAAGGGUUAUGUUCACUCAUGUAACAACACAUUAGCACAGCACGGCAACUCAUUUGCAGUAGUAGUCGGUGAAAUAUCACAGAACAUUGUGACAACUAUUGGCGAGAAGUAUCGACUAAGAUUAUAUGCUAGCUAUUCACCACAUUCUAUUGUACCUGCUUUGUCACAAGAAGGAUUCGUUCAAAUUUCCCGUUUAUACAAAGUGUUUAAAUUGUACCAGCGGAAAGGAAGGUUAGAUUCUCGUGUUAAUUUUCCUGAUGGCGAUAUUCAGUGGCACGAAUACGUAGAGUACUUCCACGCAGAAGAGAAUAUGACUACCCUUAUUAUUGGUUCGCUCGCUCAAGGUGGUAUCUCUCUCGAUUACAUUGAUCUACGUCAACUGAGUGACGGGAAGCGAACGCAAUCAGAAGACCCAAACCAUCAUGUAAAUGAAUUGGCUAGUCCUAUACACAUUACAAUUCAACGUGUUGGUAAUUAUCACACCGUACAAGCAGCCUGGGAUGUUAUCGACGCUGAAAGUCCCAUAGUUGACAACAUGUGGGCAAUUGGAACUACAUACGGUAGUACCCAACUCCAAGGUUUCACGUCAAUUGGGCGUAAAUUCUCAGCAAUCUGCCGAGAUCUGGUAUUGUCACAUGAAACUAAAUUAUAUGUGACAAUAGUGGUGACCAAUAUGGUUGGGUUGGAAAGUGUAAUACAUUCAGAUCCUAUCACCAUAGACUUGACUCCUCCAGACUUAUGCUGUGCUAAGGAUGGGAAUCAGGGUGAUGAUAUAGAUUAUAUUAAUGGCGACCAGUUGGUUGUACAUUGGCGCGUAGAUGACCCAGAGAGCGGUGUUGAAUCAUGUGAAGUAGCCGUUGGUUUCAGUCCAGGGACAGUUGAUGUGAGUGACUUUCACCCAACGGAUAAGCUAAACCGAACACAGAUAGACUUGACUGGUAAGGUGGCACAUGGAGAGACGAUUUAUUCCACGAUUCGUUGCCAUAACUACAUAGGUGCGUCAUCUACAAUUACAACAGAUGGUGUUACUCAAGUCCAUGAAUGUCCAGAUUCUCGAGAGGCAUUCAUAGAUGUAACUACAAUGUCUGAAACGCAGUAUGCAAGAAGACGCCACCACCAGUCAUUGUCCAAUAUGAUUGAUAUAGCCUGGCACGGAUUUGAAGAUGUCACCGGUAUAUCGCAUUACCAGUGCAAAAUAGUUGAUGGUAAAAAACAGUCUCUUAAAUGGACGGACAUCGGUAGAAAUGGUGAAGCGUUCGCAACGUUAUACGGACUACACAUGCAUUCUUACGCAACAUACGAGAUACUGUUGCGAGCUGUCAAUCAUGUUGGCUACCACAGUGAUGAAGUUACAGUUAAUGUUACCAUAGAAACACAGAAGCCAAUUAUUAAUAAAAACGAUGUCAGCGUCAAUUGGUUGUCUACAUCAGAAGUAGAGAUUGAUUGGACAGGUUUAUAUGCCAGCAAUUCUUCCAUGGUAUAUGAGCUCACCGUAGGUACUGUAUACGGUGGCAGUGAUGUGGUCAAAUGGCAGGAAACCAUGGAAACUAGAAUACGAAAUUAUGAUAUUUCAAUGCCCAGCCUUCUAUAUGAUGCAGAUGCACGAAAAUCUCUUCUGGGUCACGUAGACGUAUAUACUAUACAACGCGAGAAUGGUGUUUCUAUAUUGCAAGUACCGUUGGAACACAAACUGCAGCUACUGUAUUGGGAUCCUGGUAAUAUUGCCUGUUAUGGAGUUAAUGUGACGUUUGCGGGACAUAUACCUAUGAUGAACAACAACAAAGCAAACAGUGCGCCUAUCGUGAUGUCUCGUUUGACUGCGAUGAUACCAGAAAAUGGAGGUACUAUGAUGUGUCCAAAUACGGCUGUAUAUUCUGAUAAUGACAAUAUCGUGUUUCAGCCUACAGAAAAUAAUUCGACAACAUAUGGUGAAUGCAACAUGACGUCACACGGACUUCUAAUGCUCAUGCCUUGCUUAGAUUGCUUUGGUACAGACAGCGUGGAGGUUACACCGUGA